UUAUAAUGAUGGAAAACAUUGAUUAUAACGAUUCUAAUAGUAAAUCUGUAGAUAAAAUCAAAAACUUUUUUAUUCUAAACUUCGAUAACGAUACAUAUCAAAAUAUUAAGGAUAAAAUAUUACAACUAGAUGGUGAUGAUAAUAAAGACUAUGACCUUAAUAGUGAAAUAGAAGAAAUUAUAUUAUAUGAUGAGUUAGAUGAAGGAUUUGAUGAAAUUAUACCAAAUAUUCCCAAAAAUAAAGAUAAUAAAUACACACCUUGUGUCAUUAUAGAUAAUGACAAUGAUAAUUACAAAAUACACUGUUGCAAUGGAAUUGAUGCUAACCAACCUCUUGCACAACUUAAGA
This is a messenger RNA of Dentiscutata heterogama, 348 nucleotides long. The record is from the annotation of a GenBank genome assembly. Lineage: Eukaryota; Fungi; Glomeromycota; Glomeromycetes; Diversisporales; Gigasporaceae.